This is a messenger RNA of Oncorhynchus keta (chum salmon), 3273 nucleotides long. RefSeq names its product large neutral amino acids transporter small subunit 4-like. The coding region runs from base 365 to 2176 and encodes 603 amino acids. Gene Ontology annotation, biological process: transmembrane transport; neutral amino acid transport. The transcript has 15 exons. Gene Ontology annotation, molecular function: L-amino acid transmembrane transporter activity; neutral L-amino acid transmembrane transporter activity. NCBI's taxonomy places the organism in Eukaryota, Metazoa, Chordata, Actinopteri, Salmoniformes, Salmonidae. The record is from RefSeq and is a predicted model, not a curated record.
CAGGACCAUAUCAAGACAAGAAGCCCUCAGAAGAGUUCUGAAACAACAUCCAACUGAACUCCUGUGUGUGUCAGGGACUAGGCUACCGCCCCGUGAACCCUGAUCACCAGACUACUAGCUGAGGGUCUCUUGUCACUAAACAUUUGCUGCUUCCCUCACUUCUCCUCACUUUCAGCUCUCCCAGUUCUCUGAACUUUGACCUCAGGCCUCUAGACUCACCGUUCAUUGAACUUUGACCUCAGGCCUCGAGACUCACGUUCUCUGAACUUCGACCUCAGGCCUCUAGACUCCCCGUUCUCUGAACUCCGACCUCAGGCCUCUAGACUCCCCAUUUCUCUCCCUUAUUCUCCACUCCUGUCUGGUCAUGGCUCCGUCCCUGGCCACAGCAUUUGCCAGGCGGUGGUGGAUGGCGGUGACAGCCAUCAUAGAAAACCUGCUGUUCUCAGCUGUCCUGCUGGGCUGGGGAUCACUACUCAUCAUGCUCAAGUCUGAAGGCUACUACUCCUACAUGUGCAAUGGAGAAGGUAACCACACCUCCUCCUCCAACCUGUCUGUCCCCCUCCCCCCACCAGAGGGCGAUGAUGACUACAGUGAUUACUACUCUGAGGCAGAGGGUGUGGUGGGGUUAGGGGAUGGGGUAGAGAUGAGGCCCCUGGCCCCCCAGGACCCCAAUGGCCCUAUGAGGAUGAACGGCUGGCUCAUCUGUAAGGACCAGGAUGAGAUGUUGAACCUGGCCUUCACCGUGGGAUCAUUCCUUCUAUCAGCCAUCACUCUGCCGCUGGGCAUCGUCAUGGACAAAUACGGACCGCGCAACCUACGACUGCUGGGCAGUGCCUGUUUCUCCUUCUCUUGUCUUCUCAUCGCCUACGGAGCAUACAGCCCUGAUGAGCUGUCAAUCCUGAUCUUCAUCGCGCUGACAUUUAACGGCUUCGGAGGAAUGUGCAUGACCUUCACCUCCCUCACGCUCCCUAACAUGUUUGGUGAUUUGCGUUCUACAUUCAUUGCUCUGAUGAUUGGUUCCUAUGCCUCCUCUGCUGUCACCUUCCCUGGAGUCAAGGUGAUCUAUGACCUUGGUGUGACCUUCAUCACCAUCAUGGUUGUCUGGGCAGCGUGUUCCGGCCUCGUCUUCUUCAACUGCUUCUUCAACUGGCCCCUGGAACCUUUCCCUGGCCCCGAGGACAUGGACUAUAGUGUGAAGGUAAAGUUCAGUUGGCUGGGUUUUGACCAUAAGAUCACAGGGAAGCAGUUCUACCAUCAGGUGACCACGGUGGGGAAGCGUCUGAGUGUGAGCAACAGUCUGAAGCAGAGAGAGCUGGCCACUAAGGAAGGACACAAACUCUGUCUCUCAACCAUGGACCUGGAGGUCAGCAAAAGACCCAAUGAGGAAUCCCAGUCGUUCAUGCAGAGCAUCAUCAGCCCUCUCUUCAUCCUCUCUCUGGUCACCAUGUCCAUCACUCAGCUCCGUCUCAUCUUCUACAUGGGAGCCAUGAACAACAUCCUGGAGGCCCUCAGCGAUGGAGACCUCAACACUGUGGAGAGAAUGGAAGUUGUCAGUUUGUACUCCUCUAUCUUCGGCAUGCUGCAGCUACUAUGUCUGAUGACGACUCCAGUGAUUGGUCAGAUUAUGGACUGGAAGCUGAAGGACUGCGAAGAUGCAGAGGGGGAGGAGGAACCGUGUAGCAAGGACCAGCUCAAGACCAAGCCCAGAGACAGACAGAUCCAGAAGGUGACCAAUGCAAUGCGAGCGUUCAUCCUGACCAAUGUCCUAUUGGUGGGAUUCGGCAUCACCUGCCUGGUGCCCAACCUCCCACUGCAGAUCCUGUCAUUUGUCCUCCAUACUGUUGUGAGAGGCUUCAUCCACUCUGCAACCGGAGGUCUCUACGCUGCUGUGUACCCAUCGUCUCAGUUUGGCAGUCUGACGGGGAUGCAGUCUCUGGUGUCUGCUCUGUUUGCUCUGUUCCAGCAGCCGCUCUUCAUGGCCAUGAUGGGCCCUCUGAAGGGAGACCCACUCUGGGUGAAUGUAGGCCUAUUGGGGGUCAGUAUGCUGGGCUUCCUGCUGCCUCUAUACCUGGUGUGUUUCAGACGCACACUGCACCGCCAGCUACAGGACAGAGACCAGGACUCGAAGAUAUACCUCAAGAUCAACGGGUCCAGCAAACCUGAAGCUUUCGUCUAGAAAAGGGAGAGAGUGAGGAAGGUGGGAGGAGAUGGGAGGGAGAAGAGGGGAGAAGAGUGUUGCUCUACGUUGAAUCUGCAGAGGACACACACAUACACACAGAUAUCUACACACGCCCACACACACACACACAUACACACAGAUAUCUACACACGCCCACACACACACUUUUGAAGAGACCCAUGUAAGAACUUCUCCUCUUGUCAUGAAAACAUACUACCUUGGACAGACACUAAGGACUGAAUAAGAGCAAGAACAAGAGAGAGGGGAGAGACUGUGAAAGGAAAGGGUCAUCAGCCCCCCCACUUCUUCUUCUCCUCUCCUCUCAUGUUCUCCUCUGUUCACCUCUCAUGUUCUCCUCUCAGUUCUCUUCUCAGUUCUCCUCUCUUCUCCCCCCUUCUCCCCUCUUCUCUUCACAUACAGUGCUCACUACCCCCCUCCCUCCCCUUUCUAGCUCUGAAAUGACAUCCUAUGCCUGGAUGUCCCACCUAGCUAUCUUAAGAUGGAUGCACUACUGAGUUUGUAGAUGAUGCUCUGGGAGGAGUUCAGGGUUGGUAACCAUGGUGACAGACAGGAUGGGUGGUGUUCUACAGUUGAUAGCCAUGUUGAAGGACAGUGGGAGGUGUUCUACAGUGGGUAACCAUGGUGACAGACAGUUGGAAGUGUUUUAGGGUUGGUAACCAUGGUGACAGACAGGGUGGGAGGUGAUCUACAGUUGAUAACCAUGUUGAAGGACAGUGGGAGGUGUUCUAGGUUUAAGGACCAUGGUGACAGACAGGAUGGGAGGUGUUCUACAGUUGGUAACCAUGGUGACAGACAGGGUGGGGGGUGUUCUACAGUUGGUAACCAUGGUGACAGACAAUCGGGGUGUCUCUAGCGCCAGGCGACCCACCAUUACGCACACCUGUCACCAUCAUUGCGUUCAUUUGCGCAAUAUUGGACUCACCUGGACUCCAUUACUUUGCCCCUCUAUAUCUGUCUGCUCCUCAGUUUGUUCCCCGUGUCAGCAUUAUUGUUACUAUGUUUUUCCCUGUCCAGACGCUGUCCUUGUUUGUUUCUUGUCUGUUAUCCAUUAAAUGUUCACUCGCUGUACUUGC